GCCAGGACCCAGAAACGCUAGUCGGGGCGUUUAGGUCAGAACUCCUCCGGCAGCCUGACAGCAGGAGCUCGAGAGAAGCAUGGCUCAGCGGUGCCUUUGCGUGCUGGCCCUGGCGGCUAUGCUGCUCCUAGUUUUCGCCACCGUCUCCAGAUCGAUGGGCCUGAGAAGCGACGAGCAUCAGAGGGAGUCGCGAAUCCCUGCUGAGUUCAGCAAAGAGGAGCGCGUCGCGAUGAAAGAGGCGCUGAAAGGUGCCAUCCAGAUUCCAACAGUGACUUUUAGCUAUGAGAAGGCCAAUACCACAGCCCUGGUUGAGUUUGGAAAAUACAUUUAUAAAGUCUUUCCUACAGUGCUCAGCACCAGCUUUAUCCAGCAUGAAGUUGUGGAAGAGUAUAGCCACCUGUUCACUAUCAAAGGCUCGGACCCCAGCUUGCAGCCCUACCUGCUGAUGGCUCACUUUGAUGUGGUGCCUGCCCCUGAGGAAGGCUGGGAAGUGCCCCCAUUCUCUGGGUUGGAGCGUGAAGGCGCCAUCUAUGGUCGGGGCACACUGGACGACAAGAACUCUGUGAUGGCAUUACUGCAGGCCUUGGAGCUCCUGCUGAUCAGGAAGUACAUCCCCCGAAGAUCUUUCUUCAUUUCUCUGGGCCAUGAUGAGGAGUCGUCAGGGACAGGGGCUCAGAAGGUCUCAGCCCUGCUACAGUCAAGGGGCGUCCAGCUAGCCUUCGUUGUGGAUGAGGGGGGCUUCAUCUUGGAUGAUUUCAUUCCCGACUUCAAGAAGCCCAUCGCCUUAAUUGGUGUCUCAGAGAAGGGUUCCAUGAACCUCUUGCUGCAAGUAAACAUGUCUUCAGGCCACUCUUCAGCUCCUCCAAAGGAGACGAGCAUUGGCAUCCUUGCAGCUGCUGUCAGCCGACUGGAGCAGACACCAAUGCCUAUCAUAUUUGGAAGCGGGACGCUGGUGACAGUAUUGCGGCAAAUGGCAGAUGAGUUUCCCUUCCCUGUCGAUAAAAUCCUGAGCAACCCACGGCUAUUUGAACCCCUUAUAACCAGGUUUAUGGAGAAAAAUCCCUUAACCAAUGCAAUGAUCAGGACCACCACGGCACUCACCAUAUUCGAAGCAGGGAUCAAGGUGAAUGUCAUCCCCUCAGUAGCCAAGGCCGCAGUCAACUUCCGGAUUCACUCUGGACAGACAGUCCAAGAGGUCCUAGAACUCACGAAGAACAUUGUGGCUGAUAACAGAGUCCAGUUCCAUGUGAUGACUGCCUUUGAUCCCCUCCCCAUCAGCCCUUAUGAUGACAAGGCCUUGGGCUACCAGCUGCUCCGCCAGACCAUACAGUCCGUCUUCCCGGAAGUCAAUAUUACUAUCCCAGGUACUUGUCUUGGCAACACAGACAGCCGAUUCUUUACAGACCUCACCACUGGCAUCUACAGGUUCAAUCCCUACUAUCUACAGCCUGAAGACUUAAAACGAGUCUCAUCAUCACCCCCUAGAAUUGAUGGAAAUUGGCCCCUCUUUUAUAAAGAUGGAGAUAAUUGGGUGAUUGGGGAGAAGCUGGUGGAAUCCGUACCCUUGGGUGCUAAUCCCAGCUCUUCCUGUCUUUGGGAGAGGGCUUAUCCUCUGGACCCCGUUUCCUCCACUUACAAAAUGGGGAGACUCCUCAGCAUUUUGUGAAAUGCAGACCACACAUGAGGUCAAAGGUGGGUGCAUGUUUUGAUUUCUCAGAAGAAAGCACUAUGGAAAUCCACGAUGUGAGCACCAAUUUUAACUGCUCUGUGUGAAUUACUAUUUUUGUGGGUUCUUCAGCACAUUUUUAAUCCUGGGGUAUGGGAGGACGAUUUCCAUUUACCUCUCUGCUACUUAUCAUGUCCAGACCUGGUCUCCCCAUCUUAAGUCCUCUGUAGACAGAGUGAAAAUAUUUGAAUAGGAGUUUAAGAACAGCUUUCUUUUUUUGUUUUUUAAAUGGGAGAUGGAUAGGUACUCUGUUUCCUUUUAUCUUUGAGAUUACAUAUGUAGUUUGGUGGUUGUUUGUUUUGUUUUGCUCUGUUUUGUUUCACUGUGGGGAGGCAGGUUGGUGGGUGUCAGGUCUGAUAGUAAAGUUCCUAGGUGCCACAGA
Messenger RNA from Macaca mulatta (Rhesus monkey), 2108 nucleotides. The record is from RefSeq and is a predicted model, not a curated record. NCBI's taxonomy places the organism in Eukaryota, Metazoa, Chordata, Mammalia, Primates, Cercopithecidae.